Molecule: messenger RNA, 3195 nt
Organism: Vespa mandarinia (Asian giant hornet)
Lineage: Eukaryota; Metazoa; Arthropoda; Insecta; Hymenoptera; Vespidae
Biological process (GO): clustering of voltage-gated sodium channels; cilium assembly
Cellular component (GO): centriole
Source: RefSeq, a predicted model, not a curated record
UUCAGGUUAACGAACAACCAAGUACGCAUACACUUAGAGGGAAAUUAACGAUAAUGAGGUUUGGAAAAAAAGUCAAGUUAUUCGCAAAUAUGCUUGGUAAAGCACUUGAUAGAUUUUUCGCUUAAACAGAUGCAUGUACCACCGGGACGGGUUUUGUUAUGGCAAAUUGUUAUGUGAGAGUAUUGUGACAUAAUCCGGCGGCAUAUAUAUAUAUAUAUAUAUAAGAUAUUCACGUUAUGCUGCACGCGGUUAUAAAUGCGUUACGUAGCGCAGCGGAUACGCGCGCGCGCGCGCAUAUGCCUGCCUACAUGCCUAUAAGGUACAUACAAUAUACAACCGGUGUCUGUUCGCGCGAAAUGCAGUACGAACUAAAAUGGUUGUGAGUAAACUCGAGCGAUAUAAUUGAUGGCAAUUGAACAAUUCGAAGAGAAACGCUAUCCUUAUCUACUUCCUAUAUUAUCGCCGCUUAUUAGCGACGCAUAAGCGUUAUCUCUUUCAACGAGUCGUAUUCAACAAAUUGUUUGUCCGGCUCGUGUCAUUUGCAUUCGUGAGAUAUUAAAUCAAAAGGAAAAGAUAGGACAAAUUUCGAUGAUGAAGAAGAAAGACACGUAUCAUAUAGAUGUGCACAAACUCGUCAUAGAGCGAUCGUUUUAUAUACCUAUAUAUCUUGAUAGGUCGAUUUCUUCCAUUUGAUAGAGGUUAAUAUUAAGGUUUUAAGACACGUUACUUAAUUUACUCGUACCUUCCUUACUCUCUCUAACCAUUCAAAUCGUCCAUUGUUUUUCUAUUUUCUAUCUUGUAUUCUAAAGAAAUGAAGCGUUUCCCAAUCGAUUUCGGAAUUACUUUUUGUGCUCUGGCUUUGAGUGCGUCCGUCGUCUACUAGGUCUCGGUGAUGCAGACGCACACACACGAUGGGUAAAAAAGAUGUGGCCGGUACGGUCGGUAAAGAAGUUCCGUUGUGUUUACAAAACCAGACGUUUGCGUUUUCGGAUAGACUUUUCGUUCCGAUUGUUUGGCGAAUUAUAGAGGCGAACGGGAUAUAAAAUAAUGCCUUUUUCCUAUUAAACAACGUUCGCAAACGUCGUUCGUUUUUAAGUCAUCGCACGAGUUAAUAUGAUCGAUUCGGAACUGGAAAAUAUAUCGAAAGACGGUAACCACGACAAAAAUAUACUUUUACAAGAGUAUGACGAAGUAGUGGAAACUCUUAAAAAAGACUUAACUAUGUGCAAGAAAACUUUUUCGUAGACGGAACAAAACAAGAUCAGAUCUUUGCUGGAAGCUCUACAAAAUGAUAGCAGAGAUACUGGUGAUCUAAUUAAGGAUCAUUUCUCUCGCAUUCAUAUAGAAACUUGUAGCAGCGAGAGCAUACAUAAUAAGGAGCUUAUAAUGAAUCUACAAGAACGCCUUGCUGUUUUACAAAUGGAAAAAGAUUCUGUCUUUCAAUUAUGGCAAAUAGCAUUGAAAACUGUGACUGCUCUGGAGGAUGAAUUAAGGUGUCUUAGAACCGAUGGUAAAAGUACCAAAUUAUACGAGGAGCAUAUCGAUAAUGUCAAAGAGACUUAUUCCGAGGCUAUCAAAGCAUUGGAGGGCAAGUUAUUACAAGCGAGGGAAAAUUUUUUGAAACAGCAAGCAUUGUGGGAAACUAGCAAGGAUAAAAUUGAGGACUUGCUUAAAGAAAAAGCUGAUAUUACAAGGAAACAUGAAAUUUAUCAAAAGGACACUCUGGAAAAAGAUAGGAACAAUAUGCGGAUAGUUGAAACGUUGAAAACCGAAUUAGCUGCUGCAAAAGCUGAUACCCAAAGGGCAAUGGAUUUAAAAGGAGAGUUGGAGAGUAAAUUGAACGAAGCUAUGAAAUUUACGGCAUCUUUGAUAGCCAGAAAUGAAGAAACAAAAAAUAAAAUGUCCGAGGCUUUGGAGUUGGUAGAAAUUGCGGUAAGAGAAAAGGAUCUUGUAUUACAAAGGGAAGCACAUGUAUUAGAGGAAAAAGGUAGGCUCGAGGUACGAUUGUCUAAAAUAACUGAAGAACAUACCGUCAUGUUACAAGAUGAGAUAACGAAAAUGAAAGAUGGUUAUGAAAGAAGCGGGAAAAAAUAUAUAUCCGAAAUCAAAGAGCUUAAAGCAGAAUUAAAACAGAGAACGAUGCUAUUGGAUAAUGCACAAAAAGAUUAUAGAGUUUCUCAGGAAGAACUUGAAAAGGUACGUCAGAAUUCUGAGGAUGUAUUACAAAAGUCGAGAACGAAAAUAUUGGAUUUUGAACAAAAAUUACACUGUGUGGAACGUCAACUUCGUGACAAUGACGAUACGCAAAGGAAGAGGUAUGACGCGGAGAUCAGGCAUUUAGAAUCUAAAGUAAUUGAAUUAGAAGAAAAGUUGAGCGCCGCUAAUGAUGAAUUAAGAAAAAUGCAACAAGAGAAUCGCGAUAGUAUGGAGCAUCAGGUAAAACAAGCUAAUGAAAAAACAAAAAACCUAAUAGAGCAGUGCAAUGAUUUAGAGAAACGUUUGGCUAGAUCUUUGGAAGAUAGAGACAAUUUUCAGACAGAAAUCAAACGCCUACAAAUGACUUGUGAUCGUGAAAUGCAAAAGCGAGAGUACGAGAGACAUAGUCUUGAAAAUAAAAUUCACGAUUUAGAGAUCAAUUUUCAAAAAGCAACUUAUUUGGCACAGGACGGUCCAUAUGCGAAUGUACUUGCGACUCAAGUAUAUACCAUGGAGAGGGAAACGAAGAAGCCCAGUUCACCCGUAACGAUAGAAACCAAGGAACAUUGUUGUCGACCGGUCCUGUUGGAGCAGAUGAAUAAAGCGCAGGAACGAUACGAUAGGAAGAUGAAGGAAUUAUCGCAUCAUGUGGAAGUUCAUCGGAAACUUAGUAGAAAGUGGAAGGAAGAAGCCAAGUCAAUGACAACGAAGUUUCAAGAAAAGUCUAAGGAACACAGAGCUAAAAUAAAUGCCCUAAGAAAGGAGAACGAGGAAUUGAAUAAACGAUUAUUUUCGUGUCAGCAAGAACUUACUAAACAUAAAGUACAAAGUGUUCCGAGAUGCAGCGAAGAAAAUAAAGUCAGGUGACAUUAUAAUGUCAUACUCGUCGGAUUAAUAUCACGUCAUCUUGGCUUCUGUAAAUAUCGCAAAAUACGGUGGAUUUGUCUAUUUUGGAAAUACAUGUUCAUACAGGAAAUAUAAACUAUAUCUUAAAUGUGA